Molecule: messenger RNA, 4205 nt
Organism: Copidosoma floridanum
Lineage: Eukaryota; Metazoa; Arthropoda; Insecta; Hymenoptera; Encyrtidae
Gene: Rrp5
Product: Ribosomal RNA Processing 5
Biological process (GO): rRNA processing
Cellular component (GO): nucleolus; small-subunit processome; nucleus
Molecular function (GO): protein binding; RNA binding
Source: RefSeq, a predicted model, not a curated record
UAAAAAAAAUAAUAAAAGUAAAAUGGAGUCAGAGGCUAAAGAAGAUGAAUUAAAUAAAAAUGAUGUAACAACAUUGUGUAGUGCGACUGAUUUAACACAUUCAACUCUACAGGAGGGUAUGAAUAUUUUGGGACGAGUAUACGAAACCACAGAUUAUCACAUUAUUGUAGCAUUACCAGGUCAAAUAAACGGACAACUAAGUAUAUUUAAUAUUAGUGAGGCUUACACAAAAUUAUUGAAAAAUAUUACUCAAAAGGAAUUGUUAAAUAAAUCAACGCUUUUAUCAGAUUUGUAUAAAAAAGGUGAUUAUUUAAUUUGUUAUGUGAAAGAAUCAAAUCCUCAUCGAAAAAGAGUUUUAUUAUCUACAGAGCCCCGUUUGAUAAAUCAAACUUUAAAUUUAAAUAGUUUGAAAGUACUUUCGAAGGUAACAACAAGUAUUAAAAGUGUCGAAGAUCAUGGAUGUAAUUUAGAAACAGGUUUAAAUAAUUUCCAGGCAUUUUUACCAUUUGACAAAGUAGUUCAUAACUAUCCCUUGUAUCCUGGGAAACAAAUUACAUGUGUUAUAACCGAUAUAAAAAAUGUAGAUAAUCAUUAUAUCACAAAUGUAUCAGCUUUAUCUAAUAAUGAAGAAGGAAAGGAAUUUAAAAUAUCAUCUGUGAAUAAUUUUAUUCCUAGUACAAAAUUUUGUUUGAUUGUUACAAAAAUUUUACACAAUGGUCUUCAAGUGCAUUUUAAUGGAAACAGAAUUGGUUGUGUCAAUUACUUAUACUUACAUAAGCCAUUACAUUUAUUUAAGAUCGGACAGAAGUUAGAUGGAAUACUUCUUUAUAUUUUACCGAUUCUUAAAAUUGCUUUUUUUAGUUUAGUAUCUCAAAAGCAUGAACAAAAAAAUUAUUCAUCAUUAAUAGGUAGUUCUAUUUCGAAUGUUAAAGUAUUGACUUACGACCGCAAAGGUGUUAUUGUAGAAUUAAAGAAGAACGUACAUGGAUUUAUACCUUCAAAACACACUGAAAUUGGAUCCGAAAAUAUUGCUUCUAAUUUUUCUACUGGUUCUUUACAUGAAUGUAAGAUUACAUCUUAUGAUUUGAUUUCAAAACUGUACAUCUGUUCUAUAGAAAAAAACGUUAUUGAAGAAACGUUAUUGAGAAAAGUUAAUUUUAAUCCUGGAGAUAAAGCUGAUGUAACUAUCACUAAUAUAGAUGAAAUAAACAAAUUAAUUACAGUUUCUGUUGGAAAAGCUGUUGGAAUCAUUCCUCGUUACCAUAUGUCAGAUCCAGAAACGCAUGUCAAGUUAGUGGUGGGGCAGAGUGUCGCAGCAAGAGUUCUUGAAUCAUCCGGAAAACUUAUUUUCACUUUGAAAAAAUCUCUCAUUGAUAGUGAAUUUCCUAUAUUACACAAAAUAGAAAAUGCUAGUUUAAAUUCAGUUUAUCAUGGUACAGUUUUAAAAAUUACAAACAAAGGAGUCCUUGUUCAUUUCUUUGGUAAUGUGAAGGGUUGGAUUUUAAAACCUUUUCCUAGUUUUGGAUUACUUUCAUGCAAGUCUAAACUUACCCUGGGACAAACUGUUUCAGUUAUAGUAAAAAAUAUUGAUACCAAUAAAAAUAUACUACUGUUAUCACUUUUUAAUGGUAAGAAAGAGUAUUCAAAAGUUAAUGUUGGUGAUAUUGUUGAUGGUACUGUCGUUGAUUCUUCGAUAGAUGGUGUACACAUUCGGGUUACAAUCGAGGGUAAGGAUGAAAUAGCUUUUUUGCCUGCAAGUCAUAUGUCUCCUUGUGAAAAAGUUGGAAAAUUAUUAGCAAUGAAAACCAUUGCUGGAUAUCAAUUAUCAGCAAUCGUAUUUUCCACAAUACCUCAACUUAUAUUGAGUACAACUUUUUCACCCAAAAAUUACUACAAGUUAAGUGAUUUAGCAAUAGGAAAAUUAGUUAUGUGCUCCGUAGUUACUAUCGAUAAAGAUUUUUUAAACGUUUUAGUACCGAUUGAAAAUUUUUCAGGAUCUUGUAAAAUUUAUAAAAAAAGUAUUGAUAACUUUGAAUCCAUUCAUGAAAAUAAAAUAUUAUUGUGCAAAAUUUUAGAUAUUAACAAAAAAACUUACGAGAUAAAGUUAACAGCGCAACUGAACCAAAUAUGCAAUGAACUUAAAAAGCACGAUUUGGAUAUUUUGACAGCUGUUGAUGUACUGAAUAUGUACUUAAGUAAAAUAUCCGAUUUAUCGAGAAAUAUUUAUUAUGCCGAUAGACCUAUUUCUAAAUUUGUUAUAGGUCAACGUAUUAAAGCUACUGUAGAAACUACGACGCUUAAUGGUCUUGUAUUAAAGCUUGACACCAAUGUAAAAGGGAUAGUUCAACGUGAUAAUUUUUCUAAGAGUUAUAAACCAGGAGACAAAGUUGAAGGGCUGAUUGUUUGGAUUAACUAUCCACAUGAAUGUAUUGAAAUAACAUUACUACUUUCUUUUCAUAAAAUAAAUUCUAUACAAAACAAACUAUCUCAAAUUCCUACAGGUAUCCAAUUAAGAGGGGUUAUCGUAUUAAUUAAUGAUUGGUUUGUCAUGGUCGUUUUGACAAAUGAGAAAAAAGGUUCUCUAGUUGCUUUACCGACGAGAAGAAACUUGAAUGAUACUGUACCUGAUCUUACCCUUUAUAAAGUUGGAAGUAAAGUAAAAUGUUAUGGUAUUGUAAAUAGAGAUGAUAGUGUUCCAAUACCUAUUUGUAUAAUAAAAUCAGCAUUUGAGAAACACAAUUAUGUUUGUAAAAAAUCUCCCAACAGCUUAUUAUUAAAAAGAAAAUCUCAGUUAGAAUGCACUGAAAGUCACGUCGUAAAGAAAUUAAAAAAUAAUGAUGAAGAGAAUGUAAAUUUAAAGAGAGGAAAAAGUAGUCAACAUCCGAUCAAAGAGCUUACGAAAUGUAAUGUUUUAGUCGAGUUACGAAAAGAUAUAUUUAUGAAAAAAGAGAAAGAAAGUUGCACAACAAAUCAAGUGAACAACGAUCAAAAUGUUUUUAGAGUUAAAAAAGAAGAAACUGAUAAUGAAUCUUCUUUAGUUAUUUCAGAGUGUGGGUUUAACUGGGAGAAUAAUUUGAAAGAAAAAAUUAACUAUGAAAUAAAUAGUUUUUCUUGUGACAGUGAAGAUGAAACUAAACUCGAUUUUUAUAUCAAAAAGGAACAAUUGAACAAAAAAAGUAUAACUAGAAAAAAAAAAGAGAAAGAAGUUUGUAAAAAUCAAAACGCAAUAUCGAACUAUCAAAUACCUCAAUCCAUAGAUCAGUUUGAAAGAUUAGUCUUGGCAAAUCCAAAUAGUUCUUUUAUUUGGAUUCAAUACAUGACAUAUCAUCUACAUGGGGUUGAAGUUGACAAAGCUAGAUCCGUAGCAAGACGUGCUUUGAACUACAUAAAUUUGCGUGAAGAAGGUGAAAAAUUGAAUAUUUGGAAAGCUUUAUUAAAUUUGGAAUCACAAUUUGGCUCACCAGAGUCUUUAAAUGAAGUUUUUCAAAACGCUCUCAAAAUGAAUAAUACUAAAAUGAUAUAUAAGCAUAUGUUAAUCGUACAUGCCGAAGCAGGUAGAACUGCAGAACUGGAAAAUAUCACAAAUAAAAUGCUGUUUAGAUUCAAGCAUGACAUCGAGGUGUGGAUAAUUUGCGAAACAGUUUUUUUUAAGAUUGGUAUGUGUGAUCAAGCUAGAAACAUUAUGCAAAAAGCUAAACAAUGUUUGCCAAAAAGUAAAUAUAUUGAAUUUACAGUAAAGUUUGCACUUUUAGAAAGUAAAUUUGGUUCAAAAGAAAAGGCACAAACUUUAUUUGAAAAUAUAUUAUCAUCAUAUCCAAAAAAAACUGAUAUUUGGUCAAAAUAUGUAGACGUAUUAAUAAAAUCAAAAGAUUUUGAUAUUGCAAGGAAAGUAUUGGAUAGAGCAUUAUCUAACACGAUGCCUCUACGAAAAAUGAAAUUCAUUUUUAAAAAAUAUGUGGAUUUUGAAGAACAAUUUGGUACACCAGCAAAUGUUUCCCGGAUAAAACAAAUGGCUAUAAAAUACAUUGAGAAACAGUGUGAUGUAAUAAAUAUUAGAUGAGUUGAUUUUUGAAUGACUUGGAAGAACGUCAUUUAUCGACAGAUUUCUGAUAUAUAUUAUUUGGAUUAAUAAUAAGUGUUUAAAAAAAACAGUAAAUUUCAUGUUAAUAUUAGUGAUGCUAGCAAUAAAAUUAAAGAUACACCCA